Molecule: messenger RNA, 14822 nt
Organism: Pelobates cultripes (western spadefoot toad)
Lineage: Eukaryota; Metazoa; Chordata; Amphibia; Anura; Pelobatidae
Source: the annotation of a GenBank genome assembly
AGAAAGUUCUGCUGAGCUGCAAGCUAACCAAUCAGAGUGCAGUUAGGAUUUGGCUUUUUCCUGUCAUCACUGUGCGACACCGACUGCACAUGUUACAAUCUGGGACAGUCAGCUGAUCCUGGAGGUUACACACAAUGUUGUCUCUCCGGGCUGCUCUGCAGAGAGGUGUAAACUGGAACUGCUGUAGGGGAUUCUCUGUGUCUCAUCAAGCUUAUCACCCUGGGAAGAAGGUACAAUACAUACAUUUAUCCCAAGUUUACAUUAUAUGAAAAGGCUCUUGCCUGGACAUAAUUCUGUAUGGCAGAAGUGCACAAGCUUCUUAUUUUUUUUUUUUACAGCUAAUAUAAAGAACACAUUAACUGAGUGCCAAGGGGGUACAGGUGUCACCUGUCUUACUCAAAGGGAUAAAUCUCUCCUUCUCCCCCCCCCACCCCCAUAUUAAUUUACACGUUAACAUACCUAUUACACAUGUUGCAUAAUAGACUUUGGUCAGAGUUCUAGUUGGGAUAUUUAAUCUGGAAAUGAAUAACCUUGCAUUUGAAUCAAUUUUGACAUAGCCUGUUAUGCAUGGAACAUUGCUCUGUGCCCCAAAAUGAUUGCUUCAGUAUUGUUCUUUCCACUUCCUAGAUUUAUUUUUUUGUAUUUUUUUUUUUUAUUGUACCCGGUAUUUAAAUUGUAUCCCAGAAGUGUUUUUCAAAGUAUUAAACAUGUUAUCAAUAGAUAUGUAUUAAGCUUUCGAUAUGUUUUGGUGUGGCUAAAAUUAUUUAAUGGAAAAAACAAAACAAAACUAGUCAUUAAAAGAAAUAGGUUUAAAAGUUGCUGUGUAUUAUAUCUACGUCCUGCAAUUAACUGUAAAAUAAUAAAUAAAUUAACAGCUUGAUAGUUCUAACCCCUUCACUUAUUAAAAUAUUAUUUGGGCUGCCUCCACAAAAUAUACUUUUUACAGUUUUGCAGAAAUCAGUGCAAACGUUUUAGCAGCAAUAUUGGGCACCAAAUGACAAAAGGGUAACAGAGGAACCUAAAUGCAUGCUGAUUUGUUACCAAAAUAGUGACUUCAAAUAUCAGUUGUCAUUAUAGUAAUCUUGUAAUAAUGCUUUGUUCAUAAGAUAGUAGCAUAGACAUAGUUAGAAUUCUCGCGGUAUUGGCACACCUAGCUCAUUUUGUUACCAGUGCAGAGUUAGUCACUCUGGAUAAUAGUGGAUAGAGCAGAGGCUAAAAUAGCUGAUUUUAAUUAAAUAUCAGGAUCAGCUUUGUAAAUCUACUUUUUGUUAGCUACUAUGAGUUUACUGGAUACUGUUGUGUGCGUGCACAGGCUACAGUGAUAAACAUCCUUAUCUAAUACAUAUAUUAGAGACAGUAACUUGGCACUGAGAAUAGUAAGAGUCCCAGUCCACAGCUUCUUGACUGCAGGUGUACACCGUCACCUAAUGUGGACAAUGAAGAUGUUGUGGACUCUGACUCCUGUAACACCCAGAAAGACUGUGCCUGACAUCGAAUGAUGGGUUUAACUGACCAUAGUCGCUUAAGUGAAGUGGUCAUGGUGCCUCGAGUAUUUAUGUUCAGCGAAUCGCUAUGAAAUACCUGGUCUCGCUUACCCAUCCCUUCCCCCACACUUAGUGCAGGUCUAUUGCUCAAUCAGUUUAUCUUAUAUCUUAGGUUUUCGUUUCAUGUUGUAGGCAUCUAGAUGCCUUUUUUAUUUUUUUAUAUUCUUUGCAUACAUUUUAGUAUGGUUUACUGGAUAUGCUUUCUUGAAUUUUAUAUCUGACCAUGCAUGGCCUUGAUAUAACAAGCUUGCCAGUUAAAAAACACAGUUAGAAAACUUUCUAAAUGACGUAUCUACAGAAGUCUACAAUAAAGCCUAUGGGAAUGUUUGUAGAUAAAUCAUUUAGGAAGUUUUUGGAAAGCGUAUUAAAUUGAGGCCCAUGUACUUUUGUGAAUUACCAUACAUUAUUCUGUAUCACUAACUGUUUAUUCUCACUUUAUCACCAACUUAUUAUUUUGUGUGUGUGUGUGUGUGUGUGUGUGUGUAUAUAUAUAUAUAUUAUAAAAAUGCUUAUCACCCUCAUUGUACAGCACUGCCAUAUAUGUUAGUGGUCGACAUAAAAUGAUAAAGACGAAAGACUGAUACAGGGGAAACAAAACCACAUUAUACUACAUGGGGUUAGUGUUAAUAAUGUCACAUUGUCAGUUGGUACAUUUAGCUUCUGAAUGUCACAGUAAUCAAGGCUGUUAUGCGGAUGUGUGCACAACAGACAAUAGAUUAAAGAUCAAUUUUAUUACCUUUUGUAAAAAAUAAAAAUCUGAAUUAAAAAUAAAUCAUAACAAUAAUGUGAUUUUAGGGCCUUGUCUUGGGAGUAUACGAAACUGAGAAGGAAGAGGAGAACUUCAAAUUCACAAAUGCAGGUGAUUCGUUUGAUAAGGUUGUUUCCGGAAAGCUGCGGGAUCAGUUAACGAGGUAACCUCCAUUUUAUGCAACCAUAACCACAAUAUUCUCCAAGUAGGCAUUACUUGGAGAAUGUUAAGAUACUCUGUGUUUUUUAAAAGAUGCACUGCCAAAAUAAAAAAAGGAUGCACUCUUCACACUCAAUGGAAAACUUUAUUUGAUCACAACUGACAAAUGAUCGAUAUCCUUCAUACUAGAAAUAAUAUUCAUUAUAAUAGUAAAGUUGCAUGUUUUUUUUUUUUUGUUUUUUUUUUAUUAAAACUGAGCUAUAUUUCUUUUUCUCUGUUACUAAGCUAAAUUAUACUUUUUGUCUUUUUCAAAUAUUUCACCUUUUCCUUAUGGAUGCAAAGAUCUGGUCCUUCACUCAAAAAAGGCAAAACACGAAUGUUCUACGGCUUACAUGAGGUAUUUCUCUAUGUUAAAUUAAUGAUCAGAUUGAUGUUGCUGGUGCCCUGUUUUUGAAACUCAAGUAUCUAGCGAGCCUUACAGAAUUAACAACCUCUUUAUCCAGAGGAGCGGUGGAAAAAAAUCUGCUUGUCCAAAGGAAUAAAGCAGUAGCCCUAUCUAUUUGUCCAUCUUAACCAUCACACACUUCCAGUACUAGUCCUAUUUUUCCCAGGUCCCCCUGUUGUAGCUGCUUGCCCAUAACAGGGCAUAUGGCAAAAAAACAAAAAACUGCCUGUGCGGCUAAGGGAAGGUGCUUCCUUACUCUUCCACAAAAUAUUCAAUGUUCAGAAAUACAUUUUAUGUUUCUAACCAUUUAAAUACUUAUGCAAAACCCAAAUAACGCCAAAAUGCAUUCAGUAAUGGUGGCAAUAUAUUAAACUGUAUGCAUCCUAAUGGGACAUCUAUAUUUGUUGUUUCUAGUCCUGUCCUCAAGGUACACAAAUGGUCCCAGUUGUCUUGGUAUUUUACAUAGAAACAUAAAUGAGAAAUGCUUAAAGGGAAACUACAGUGCCAGGAAAACAAAUUUGUUUUCCUGGCACUAUAGUGCCCCAUCCCUUGCCCCUCCUCCCCAUGGUGCAGAAGCCCUUCUGUCACCUGAUUCUAGCACCAAUGUCCUUCGUCACUGGUUCAGGCUCCGCUUUCGCUCCUCCCCCCACUGACUUCAACCUUAUACAAUGUUUUCCUAUGGGGUUUUGGGUGACGCUUGAUAUCCUUAUGCAUAGUGUGAGAAUGUACAGCGUCAGUGAGGUGAAUAAAAGUCGCCUAACGACCGGAAGUCCCUCGGGUAGACCACAACUAGAGGUGGAGUAAACCAUAUCAGGUAAUUAUUGCAGUUUAUUAAAAACUACAAUAUUUAUCACAGCAGGUUUAAGGGACCUAGGGCACGGCACCCAGACCACUUUAAUGAGCUGAAGUGGUCUGGGUGCUCAUAGUGUCCCUUUAAAUUCUAGACUUGACGACUGGGUUGGGGACUAUUGUGUCUAGAUUUUAACGUUUGGCAUUCUUAUUUAGAGCAGCUAUUAAUUAGUGGACACAAAGAGCAGGUGACCUUAGGCUGUUAACACUUAAAGCAGACAGUUUAUUUUGGCAAAAUACCACUCCCUGAUCCAAUAGCUGGUUGAGGUUUCUGAUGUUAAUGUUCCACAGCAGUCUGUGCUGCAUACUUCAUACCUUGCAAUGAAAGGGCUAAAGUGUAGGGUAAAUGAAAUCAGAACGUGGUGGGCAAUAGGUGCAGUAUUAAUAGUGUAACACCUACAUAUGGCAGUGGUCUUCUGUAGCUGGACUCCUGUAAUGUUUACAAAAGUUCUCAAUUAUAUUUUGAAUUUGUUGUUUACCUCUAUGAUAAUUUAUAUGUUUAUUACCUAUGGGGAGGGGGCUCUAAUUAAAGGACCACUAUAGGCACCCAGACCACUUCAGCUUAAUGAAGUGGUCUGGGUGCUAGGUCCAUCUAGGGUUAACCCUUUCUGCUGUAAACAUAGCAGUUUCUUAGAAACUGCUAUGUUUACCUAUGGGUUAAUCCAGCUUCUAGUGGCUGUCUCAUUCACAGCCGCUAGAGGCGCUUCCGCAAUUCUCACUGUGAUUUUUCACAGUGAGAAGACGCCAGCAUCCAUAGAAAAGCAUUGAAAAUGCUUUCCUAUGGACUGGCUGAAUGCGUGCGUGGCUCUUGCUGUGCAUUCAGCCGCUGAGGGAAGAAGAGGGAGGAGAGUCCCAGCGCCGAGGGAGCUCGGCGCUGGAAAAGAGGUAAGGGAUUAACCCCUUCCUCCCCCUUCAGCGCCACGGGAGUGGGACCCUGAGAGUGGGGGCACCCUCAGAGCACUAUAGUGUCAGGAAAACGAGUUUGUUUUCCUGGCACCAUAGUGAUCCUUUAAGUAAAUCGUUGGGACCAGUUUGAUCAGUUUUUUUGGUUUUUUUUGUUGUUCAUUUUGUUUUUGUUUGUUUUUUAUGUAUCAGCUUGUAUUUAAUCAGAGAUAUCCAGGAGGCAUAAUGGAAUGUUGAUGUGCACCCCACAAAUAGAAGAAAUAAACCAGAUCCAAGACCGUAUACAUUCUCCUCUCUAUUCACACUCAGAUUUCUCUUAUUUUGCCUUUAGUUAUUAACUAUCGAUUUGGUAAUGAAAUUAGCCGUGUCUCACUGCAUAAACCAAACAUGGCUACUGCAAGUUACAUUCUCAGUACCAUUUUGUGAGCUAUACAGUUGCUUCCCUGCAGUGUGUUUGAGAAUUCAAGCUCACUAGAGUGAUCAAGAGAAGAGCAUGAUCUUAUUAUGUUACCUGAAACAACCUUUUAAACUGUAAUUAGAUAACUGUGCUUUCAUAAUAAAUUUUCUUUGUGAUUGAUUUAUUAACAGAGACUAGUUGCAUUACUAUAUCAAUUUCACUACUGGUCUCACAGAAAUGGUUUAAGCAUAGCCAUUUUCUGUUUUUUUUGCAAUAGGACUUCCCUAGUGUUCUCGUGGUGGGACUUGGUAAAAAGUCAGCUGGCAUCGAUCAUCUGGAAAACUGGAAUGAGAGCAAGGAAAAUAUCAGGACUGCUGUCUCAGGUAAUUUGUCAUUUGCAAGUGUGACCUGUGAUAGUAGAGCAGUGAUAAUGUCACUUUUACCAGUAAGUGUCCUUUGGCAAGACACCUAACGAUAUAUAUCCACCUACCUUAAAUCAUUAUAGAUUGUAAACUUGUUUGAGCAGGGCUUUCUUUACCGUUUUAUAUCCAUUUUCUAUUGUGUAAAGAGUUUCAGAAUAUGUUGGCGCUAUAUAAAAUCAUAAUAAUAAUAAUAAUAAUAGCACCAUUUAGCAUACUAAGUGUCUCAUAUUGGACUUCUAGGCUUGAUUCUCUUUCAGCAUCCUGCGGCCCCUGGUUUCUACACAGUGUUGAUGUUAAGUCUAUAGACAGUGCCUUUCUCAACACAAUCACGUAUGAUAAACUGAAACUACCUUAAAGCGGCAUUGUCCCGCACAACUGUAAAAUGUAUAUUUAAUUUCAUUUCGCUGCUAUCUACAAAUUUCAGUCCCCCAGUAGUCAGCAGUGGCUGCUGCAAGGAAUUGACUCUAUCUAUGGAGGAUUCCGCAGUUUUGCCAGAUCCUCUGCAGACCUCAAUGCUGUACACAUGCACACGCGAGUGUGAAAACAAUAGUUCCCCUUUUAAAGGAUCUCUCCAUUUGUAUUACAAGACGUUUUUUCUUUACUUGCUUGCACAGUGGGUUGCAGACAGAUGCAAGAUCUAGAGGUUGUGCAAGUGGAAGUGGACUCUUGUGGUGAUGCACAGGCUGCAGCAGAGGGUGCAGUUUUAGGGCUGUUUGAAUAUGAUGAACUCAAGAAGAAAAAGAAAAAAGUGGUUGCCACACAGUUAUAUCAAAGGUAAUAAGACAAAAAUAAAGUUUAGUACUCCUCCCAGGCGGAUUGUGAUAAUGCUUUCCUGGUGAUUGCUUACUUGUUUUCUUUUAACACCUAAAUAAAACCAAUUCUGUUCGAGUAAGUUUUAAUUACCUGUGGUCUUCUAGCCAAGACCAAGCAUCCUGGCAAAAGGGUGUCCUGUACGCAGAAGGCCAGAAUCUGGCUCGUUACUUGAUGGAAGCCCCAGCAAACUACAUGACGCCCACAAAGUUUGCAGAGAUUCUAGAACAGAAGUUGGGAGCAUUCAAAGACAAUGUCAGGGUUUUCACCAGGUAAGAGUGAUCACUCCAUGCAUCACACUGACUCACUGACCCAUUCACUUUUUUAAGUAUUUAAUCUCCACUGCUGUAAAUCACUGCAUGACUAGAUGGUUUUCUGUUAAAAAAUUAAAAGGGUGGGGGAACACUGAUUUAUUAGGACACUUCUGGAUUAAACAUAAUGCAGAAAAUGCAUCAGAAUAUUAAAUUAAAUAACUAGAGCCCAGUAAUUCACCUGUGAAUGUCCGCCUCCAUGUCCAGAACAAUCCUCCAUGAUAUGUGCAAAUGAUAGAGUGAUCCAAGACACCAGGCUAACUUUAUUCAUCCCUAGAAAUGAAGAGGUAAUAUACGGACCCACUUGCAAAUGCAAAUGAAAAACACUAGUUGGCAUGCUGUACACAAUGCACAAAGUUUGAUGUGUGUUGACUGCGCUAGUCUUUAUGAGUAUUAAUUUACAGCUCUGUAAAAUCCAAAUCUCCUGCCUGUAGAUUUAUAAGGAAGAAGGGAAUAUGUAGCCGAAAAACACUGACAAUAAUGAGACUUGUGGUUGGUAUUUGUCGCAUUUGCUGAUUUAUGUGUUUUUUUUUUUCUUUCUUUGUGUAUAAUUAUGUGGCCGGAUUGCAGUUAAACAAAUGUUCAAUUUUUAAGGACAAAGCCCUGGAUAGAGGAACAACAGAUGGGAGCAUUUUUAAGUGUAGCUAAAGGAUCUGACGAGCCACCAGUAUUCUUGGAAAUACAUUAUCAGGGCAGCACGGACUCCAGCCAGUCCCCUCUCGUGUUUGUUGGCAAAGGCGUUACAUUUGACAGGUACAAUAUCCAUUUAUAUUGUGUUCGGUUGUUUUCGUUUGUUUGUAAACAGAUUUGGGUAGGCUGCAACAAGCAAUAAAUACCAAUAUUUAUUUAUUUUAUUUAUUAUUGCCAUUUAUAUAGCGCCAACAGAUUCUGUAGCGCUUUACAAUAUUAUGAGAGGGGAUUUAACUAUAAAUAGGACAAUUAUAAAUAAACUUACAGGAACAAUAGGUUGAAGAGGACCCUGCUCAAUCGAGCUUACAUUCUAUAGGAGGAGGGGUGUAAAACACAUUAGGACAGGAAUUUGCAAUCAAAUAAGGUGGGCUGCCCUUUAGGAGAGGGCAAGAGACGGGUAUGUGGGGUAGGGGUUAGUCUUGGAGGCCAUAAGCUUUCCUAAAGAGAUGGGUUUUAAGGCACUUCUUAAAAGAUGCAAAACUAGGGGAGAGUCUGAUGGCGGGAGGCAGGCUAUUCCAUAGGAAGGGAGCCACCCGCGAGAAGUCCUGCAAGCGCGAGUUGGCCGUACGGGUGCGGACAACGGACAGGAGGCGGUCACGGGCAGAGCGGAGAGACCGAGAAGGGACAUACCUGUGGAUCUGUGCGGAGAUAUAAGAGGGGCUAGAGUUGUUCAGUGCUUUAUAGGUGUGAGUUAGUGCCUUGAAUUGACUCCUAUAGUACACGGGAAGCCAAUGUAAGGACUGGCAGAGGGGUGAGGUGUGAGAGAACCGACUAGAGAGGAAAAUCAGUCUAGCAGCAGCGUUCAUUACAGACUGUAGGGGUGCAGUACGGCUUUUGGGAAGACCAAGCAGGAGAGGGUUACAAUAAUCCAUGCGUGAAAUUAUUAGAGCAUGGACAAGCUCCUUGGUAGUAUCUGGUGCAAGAAAGGGGCGGAUGCGGGCUAUGUUUUUAAGAUGGAAUCUACAGGAUUUGGCAACAUGCGGGAUGUGAGGCUCAAAGGUGAGACCAGAGUUAAGUAUAACGCCAAGGCAGCGCGCUUGCAGGGAUGGGCUGAUGUUGGUACCACAAACUUGAAGGGAGAGCGAAAGAGGAGGAUCAGUAUUAGGAGGAGGAAAGACAAAAAACGUUACCCCAAUUUUAUCCGAAAUGAGAGGCUUAUAAAGAAAUGUUUGUGAGUUAAUAGUUGUAAGUUUUAAAUUGUGGGAAACAUUCAGAUAUAAUCUAACCAUAAACAAUGUGUGUAUUCUGAUUAUAAUAUCUCAUUUACUGGGUUAUUCUGUAUGAUUUUUUUUUGGGGUGGAUUAAAAGUAAAUUUUAAAGUUAAGGCCAAAAUAGGUAAACUCAAAACAUUGCUGACUCAUUUUUUUCCAUAAAAUUCUGUUUUGGAUUCCUGAACGUUUACAUAUUAGUGAACAACUAACUGUUGCCUAAUCGGGGCACACCCAAUCUUCUCGAUAUUUUACUGCUCCUUUUCUCCAGUAUUAACACUAACACAAAUAGAACACUAGACCCUAAGGUCUAUGUAUCUCCUGCUAGUAAGAUCACACCAGUACCGUCAAAGAGCUGGACUCUAACCUACAAUACAACAGAGAGAAAACGAAAACAAUACUGGUGAAGCAUUGGAUUCCUUUGAAUUGAUGUUUGAUAGAUACACUAUAUAUAUAUUAUGUUAGGUUCUGUACCUGAUUAUUACUGUGAGUGCAAUUGUUCACCAGUCUGUUUCCUUUUUCUCCAUUAUACAUGCAUGAGCUUAUGGAAUCACUUGGAAUUUGGAAUUGUUUGAACCUUGGAGAAUCCCGUUGUAAAUGUGAAUCAGUUUCUCAACUGUUAAAAAGUCUCAGCCAAUGUGGGUGUUACUGUAUUCCUGAUAGAUGAGCUCCUCAGUUGGGGGAGUUGGGAGUCAGCUCCCUACAACUCUGGAAAAUUGUUCAUAGUAGGGAUGUUGGCUGGUGCUGCAGAUGUGUCAUGGUUUUUAACAAAGCAUAAAUAUGAGGCCAAAACCUAUAAAAUGCGCUUAUGAAGCACAGAUCAUUUCUGGAUGUCUUUUAAACCUAUUAAAUAAUAAUUUGUAAAAUAUGGACAUGUAUCUGUUUUGUUCUAGUGGUGGAAUUUCAUUGAAGCCUUCAUCGGGAAUGGAUGCCAUGAGAGCAGACAUGGGUGGAGCUGCCACAGUGUGUUCCGCCAUCCUGACAGCUGCUACAUUAAAAUUGCCCUUAAACAUUAUUGGUGAGUUUAAAAAAAAAAAAAAAAAUGUGUGUGUGUGUGUGUAUAUAUAUAUAUAUUGGAAGAGACAUAAAAUAGUAACAAAACAUUCCUACUAGAUCCUAAUACUUGGAAAGAUCAGAGCUUCUAAAAUAAAUAAAUAGUUUUCUCAGUCCAAUGACAAUAUCACAAGUUUUUUUUGAGAUCCUAAUUGAAACCAGUGCUGAGGUUCCAGGAUUCCAGGAGUUCUACACAUAGGACAUAUGAGAUGUUCAGUCCUAUUCAGGUCUAAGGCCACUAUAGCUUCUAUUGCCCCAUAUGGCAGGAGCGUAGCCCUGUGGCUGGUCUGCACCAUCACAGAUUUAGAUUUAAUUUUAAAUAACGCAUUGUAUUCAUCUGAUUUCUCAAGGCUUGGCUGCACUGUGUGAAAAUAUGCCAAAUGGAAGAGCAAACAAACCCGGGGAUGUUGUGAAAGCUAAAAACGGGAAAACAAUUCAGGUAAAAUUCUCAGCAUUUUUAUUUGUAAUUUAGUAUAUUGUAAAUAUGGCAGUAACUUUGUCAGUGCCAUCCUUCCUUUCUUGUGUAUUCAUAAACAAAUAUGACUUUCAUCCUGGUUAACCACACACAUUGAUUAAAGUGAUAUUGUAAGAACUGGCAACAUGGCUGAUUUGGUUUAUGCACAAGUUGUAAAAUCUGUGAAAAACUUAGGUUCUAUUUUCAGCAGAGUGAGUUAAAACCUUGUUUAAAAUUGCAGUGUGUUUGUGCAUGCUCAGAUCUACUUUUAAGACAUCCUUUGUAGUAACCUAAGGCAGUUUUGUCGCUGUCCUGUCUAUUGAUACAGUUGUUUUAUUUUAGGUGGAUAAUACUGAUGCAGAGGGGAGGUUACUCUUGGCUGAUGCUCUGUGCUACGCACACAAUUUCAAUCCAAGAGCUAUAGUAAACGCUGCAACUCUAACAGGUAACUUUGUCAUUAUACAGGGUGGGCCAAAAUUCAGAGUAGGGUUUGAAGAGUCAAUAACUUUUUUAUUUAUGAACCAAUUUCAAUGAUGUUCCAUACAGUGAAUACUUAACGUAUGGAGAUUUGUUCGACUAGAUACAGAAGAUUACAUCUUUUAAAUGAGUACCAUUUGCUGCCUUGCAGAGUUGGCACCAAACUGUGCAUUUUUAGGGUGCAAUUGGAGCUGAUGAAUGAUCAGUGGAUUUUCUGUACCACAGAAAUUACGGUUUUGCUUUUUGAUUUAGCCAUUUAAAAGAAAAUAAGCUUUGUUGCUCUAGUUUCCAAAUCAUUGUCACUGUGGGUCCAUUUCUUAUGUUGAAGUAGCAGCAGUAAGCUCUUUGCAUCAAAAUAAUGGACCUGCCAUUUUGAAAAUAAAAUUCCACUAUUUUUACUCGUUCAAUUCUAGGUUAUAGUUGACGCCCAUUUUAAUAUAUGGUAUACAUAAUGCAUGAAUAAAAUGAAAAAUGAAAAAAAACUAUCUUACAAAAUAAAAGGCAUUUGUCAUUGAUCUUUCUUAUGCUGCAAAUAUCCAAGAUUUGCAUAUGCACAAGUAAGUCAUGAAAAUAUCUGAAAAGCUUUCGGACAGUUCUGGCACCCCAGUUAUCUUUAAUAGGAGUGCAGGGUGUAACCAAAUAUGGAAUGAUAGACAGCUUCAUUCAUGAAACAACAUGAAAGAAACUGUUGUGGAAACUGAUUAGCGCUACAUAGCUUCUAUAAGCUUACAGAUGGCUCAAUGAGAAGUCUUUGCAAGGCAGGUGCUCUGGGCAAUUGUUGCCUCUCGAGUUUAGCUCAAUUGAGCUAACCAAACCAGGAAGUAACAUGACAGGCUGUAUGCCAGCCAGGGGGAGUAACCAAGUUAAGUUCUAAAAGUACCAAUUUCUAUUUAAAACUGUACUUUUUGUAAAAUGAAAAACUUCACACAUAAAGUACUUAAGCAAGCUAUAGUUAUAGUGCUCUAGGGGUCUGGAGUGUUUUUUCUACCAGAGAUAUCCCUUGUAGCUGCUAGUUUUGUUGUAAUUUAUUGAUUAAUAAAUUGAACAUGUUAAUUCUGAGCAGUUUGGAUUUGUGGUGUCUCUUGCGCUGGUUGCAACUGUAAUCUAUUACAAACCUAUUGUUACUGUUUACACCAAAAUUCUGUUUUUGUUUUGUAGGUGCAAUGGAUGUAGCAUUGGGGUCUGCAGCUACUGGAGUUUUUACUAAUUCCUCUUGGCUUUGGACACACCUUCAAGAGGUAGAGUUUUUAGUUUUAAGUUUGUUUUUUGCAAAAUUCUCAAAACAAAAUACAACAAAAACCUGUAUUAACAGACAGACGAAGUACACAGGAAUAACACCUAAGUCUUGUAGUAUGAAUCCUCUUCAGUCCAAGAGGACGUACAAUAGUCCAAUGAAUUAUAGAAUAUUCAUAAUACAUUAAAAUUAGAGUACUGAAUUUGUGUUUUUUUUUUUUUUCUUUUUUAGUAUUAGUAGUCUACAGAUACACCUAAAAACCAAAAUAUGUGACUUGUCUGGUGUAAAUCCAAAUGUGUCUGUUUUAUUCCUCUGAGAGGAUAGUCAGGCGUCUCAAUGUUACAAAUAGUCUACUACCUAGAAUUAAGACUGGGGAUAUUUCAAGGAUCAAAUGUAUGUUGCAGUAUUAAUAGUGUUGGUUCCCAAGUAGAGAAAGGCACUGGAAACCAAAACAAGUUUGUUUAUUUUUUAAAGUGCAUAUGUGCAUGUUUUCUAAUACUAUUGCACAACUUGUUAACAGAUAUCAUCUUUAUCUCUUAGGCCAGCAUUGUGACUGGAGACCGUGUAUGGCGGAUGCCUCUAUUUGACCAUUAUAGUAAACAAGUUACAGAAUCCACACUUGCAGAUCUUAACAAUGUUGGGAAAUAUAGCAGGUAAUAUGCCAGAUUACAGGGAUAUUUUUAAUGAGUGCGAAAAAAAACAUUUGUGAGAGAGUCUCUUCUGAUGUUCUUCUUUCUGGCAUGGAUGAAUGAUUUCACUCUGGUUAGUUUCAGAUUAAAAAUGUAUGGCCAAAGGGCAGCAUUGAUGCAAUAAUAAGUGACUGAGCCAGGAACAAUAACACUUGCAUAUUCCGCUCUACUGCUAGUGAUUAGGCACAGUAGGCUUGUGUAAACACAGGUUGCUCUUUGAGGGUUGAAUGUGCACAUCUUACAUAUAUGUUGGUCCAAUUAAGUAAGGAUUCUAUUCUGAAACACUUUAAAUGGACACUAUAGGCAUAAAAACAACUUUACCUAAUGAAGCAGUUUUAGUGUGUAGAUCAUGCCCCUGGAGUCUCACUGCAAACUUUGCUCACUUUUUUGUUUCUUUUUAUACAGCCCUAGCUGCACCUCCCAUGAAUGACAGCCUGGAUGAAAAUGGGUUAAUUUUCAUUCAAAUGAUAACUUGCUUUAGAAGUUUUUAUCGGUUGCUCUGUAAAUGGAGCUUUAUUCACACACAGGAUUCUCCUCCUGGGUCUGGAAGGGGAUUAACAGAGCAGGAAAUAAGACAUUCAGGAAUAAACAGAAUAGACAAUAAAAUAUCCUAGAAUAUCUAGGUUCCUAUUCAUGAAGUGUUUAGGAAGGCUAUGUAAGUCACAUGGAGGGAGGUGUGACUAGGACUCUAUAAAGAACGUGAUUUAACUCCUAAAUGGUAGAGAAUUGAGCAGUAAAAAUGCAGGUAAAUUAUUUAUGCACCAAAACCGCCUCAUUGUUGUUUUGGUUCCUAAGAUAUCCCUUUAAGGUUUGUUUGGAAGCUAAGUAGUGAUGGGUUGAUAAGAACCUGGGCUUUCAACACUAGCUUUUGUCAUUUUUAUAUAUCUAUAUAUUUAAAAAAAAAAGAAAAAAAAACAACUAAAAUAGUUAUUUCCGGAUAUCAGGUUCCAGCUCCAGGCGCAAGUUGGCAAUGUGGAAGUUUAGCAAAUGUCCUUCACAUUGUCUAUAAUCUGUACUGAAAAUGCUCCACUCUGGAGUAAUCACAGAACGUGCCAUGUAGAGCACAGUCAGCUUCCAUAUACCUCCAUACAACCAGCACUGGAACUGGCUAUAUAACUUUAAACCAGGCUGAAAAUAUCCACUAAUGCAUUUUACUAGGUUGAUUUUAUAAAUAUGUUUAGCUGAUAACAAAAGAAACUGUGUAGUUUUAGGAAGUGUGCCUUUUAAUUUUAUUUGCAUGGUCUGGCUGAGCAGCACAAUAUCUGGUACUAUGUACACAUUUGGAAUUGUAGGUAGAUACCAUGUAGAUAUUAGCCUUGCAUGUAGAUAAACAUACAAAUGCCUGUGGCAGAGGCAGGAAAAAACAUUUGAGCAUUAAAGGAUCACUAUAGUGUCAGGAAAACAAAGCAGUUUUCCUGACACUAUGUCAUCCUUGAGGGGCCGUCAACCUCCGGGUCUCCCUCUCUUAGCGCUGAAGGGGCUAAAACCCCUUCAGCAGCUUACCUUCAUCCAGCGCCAGGCUCCCUCUGCGCUAGUGACCUCUCCUCCCUCGCCGACUUCAGCUCCCGAGUGGAGUGGAAUGUGCAUGCGCGGCAAGAGCCGUGCGCACAUUCAAACAGUCCAUAGGAAAGCAUUUCUCAAUGCUUUCCUAUGGACGCUCUGCGCAAUGGAUGCGAAAUUCGCAUCAUGCAUCGCAGAUGCCCCUCUAGCGCCUGUCAGGUUGGCUUAACCCCUAAUGUAAACAUAGCAGUUUCUCUGAAGGGUUAAAACCUGAGGGACCUGGCACCCAGACCACUUCACUGAGCUGAAGUGGUCUGGGUGACUAUAGUGUCCCUUUAACAGAGCUUUGAUUUCAGGUCAAAUUAUGUAUCUAAAGGAGCAAAUGCAAAAUUAGACAAUAAGGAGAAAGAAAUAACGUAAAAUGUAGCAAUGAGAUGGGAUAUUCCAUUGGUUUCUGUGAUGAUUGCUCCAGUUCUAAAGCUUUUGCCCCAGAUCUGAAUUUUGAUUAGAUUUUGUCCACCAUCCACACUAUCUCCUAACAGGCUUGUAUGAUAUUUUCUGCAGGUCUGCUGGUGCCUGCACAGCUGCUGCCUUCCUGAAAGAAUUUGUUACAGCACCUCACUGGGCUCAUCUGGACAUAGCUGGAGUGAUGUCAAAUAAGGACGAAGUUCCUUACCUGCGCAAGGGCAUGGCUGGACGCCCGACAAGGACAUUAAUAGAGUUUGCUUCUCGUUUAAGCAAUGACAAGAAUACAACCUAAGGGACUAAAUAAGUGCUAAAAAAAAAUGCUGUGUUGGUAACUCUUGUGUGGGUGUAAAAUAUGUUAGAAGGACAUUUUUACAAAGUCUAUUUUGAUGACUAUAUGAAUGUAGAGAAUAUUAACGAACAUGUACUAAAUCAUAUUAAAUAAAAAACCAUUAAAUACUUUG